GAGGACAACGACUAGGAGUACUAAGAAGCCAACUCCAAAAACAUUCGAUGAUGUGCUAUCUGAAUCUUCUUUAUCGUCACUUCCCUAUGAUUUGCUAGUGAUGAUCGUGGCACGCGUUCCAUUAUUGUAGCAUCGGACUCUGUCACUAGUCUCCAAGAGCUUUCGAUCUAUGGUGGCUUCACCUGAGCUUUACAAGGUCAGGUCACUCCUGGGCCUCAAGGAGAUUUUUCUUUAUGUGUGCUUGAAGUUCGAGUUAGGUUCUUCAUAUAAGUGGUACUGGUACACCCUCUCCUCCAAGAGUAGCUGCGGCGGGUAUGUUUUGGGUAGAGUCCUAAUGGUGCCCGAUGCUGAUUCUCCUUGCAUGGUGGGUUCGCGUUGUUCAGAUCUUGUGGCUGUUGGUUCUGAUAUCUACAACAUUGGCACCCGUCGACCGUGGUAUUCUGGGGUCUCGAUUCUUGAUUGCAAGUCUCACACGUGGCGCAAAGCUCCACCCAUGCCAGUGGACCUAGAUAAACUUUUUGCAAGGGUCGUUGAUGACGAUGGAAAGAUAUAUGUGCUAGGGAGACGCUAUCUUCAUGAUUCGUGUAAGAUUUCGUUCCUGGCAUUCAACACAGACACGCAAACUUGGGAUCUCCCUUGCCACCGUGGAGUGGAUUCCAACGAAAUGCCUCGUAUUGUUGAUAUUGAGGGAAAGCUCCACGCGGUAACUGUCUUUGACGGGAUGUUUGCUUUCAAUUCAAAGCAAGGUAGAUGGGACCUGGUUGAACAAUAUCCAAGGAUGACUGAUAUUAUGUGCUCAGAAUCCUACUGCGAGAUAGAUAAUGUUCUCUACUCUGUUUUUUAUCACGGAGCUCUGAGAUGGUACGACACCGACAAGAAAAGGUGGAGAAGUUUGAAGGGUUUGGUAGGGCUGCCUGAGUUUCCUACUCCUGGUCAUGGCUCUUUUGUUAAAUUGACGGGUUAUGGUGGUGGUGGAAAGAUGAUGGUUUUCUGGAAUAGAAAUUUAAUUACUCGCUUGUCUCACAUGGAUACCAUAUAUUGUGCCGAGAUAGCGCUUGAAAGACGCAAUGGUGAUUGUUGGGGGAAACUUGAGUGGUGUGGUGGUGUGCUUUCAGUCCCUUUAGGAACCGAGUUCGUUAAGGUUCUUGCUGUAACGCUUUGAUGUUGGAUGGAUGAAUGUGUCUUGAAUUUAUUUUGCUAUUUUUUCUUUUCAAAUUCCAAUGUAGACAAUUUUUAGUUAAGUUUCUUAUUAUACUCUUUAU
Molecule: messenger RNA, 1262 nt
Organism: Raphanus sativus (radish)
Lineage: Eukaryota; Viridiplantae; Streptophyta; Magnoliopsida; Brassicales; Brassicaceae
Product: F-box/kelch-repeat protein At5g51250-like
Exons: 1
Coding region: 170-1162 (330 amino acids)
Molecular function (GO): protein binding
Source: RefSeq, a predicted model, not a curated record